Messenger RNA from Mercenaria mercenaria, 554 nucleotides. Its product is annotated as ras-related protein Rab-13-like. Gene Ontology annotation, molecular function: GTPase activity; GTP binding. The transcript is spliced from 4 exons. The coding region runs from base 207 to 539 and encodes 110 amino acids. Gene Ontology annotation, cellular component: endosome; synaptic vesicle; plasma membrane. Lineage: Eukaryota; Metazoa; Mollusca; Bivalvia; Venerida; Veneridae. Gene Ontology annotation, biological process: protein secretion; protein localization to plasma membrane; regulation of exocytosis. The record is from RefSeq and is a predicted model, not a curated record.
CAUGACGAUUCAUAACCGACUGUCUUUGUGUAAACAUAAGCGAAUAGUUUUACACUAUAUAUUUUUUAUAGUUUAAGUGGUUUAACAAUUAUAAAUGCAACGAUCAGUUUUUAUUCGUGUGUUCGCGUUGAUGUGCAUUGAUAUUUUGCAUAAUGUGAGUUAGAUAACGUGCGUUUAAUACGAUCGUACGGAGCAAAACAAACAUAAUGGCGAAAGCAGAAAGUCAUGUGUUUAGACUUGCUAUAGUGGGAUGUAGUGCAGUUGGCAAAUCGUGCAUGUUACAGAGAUUUUGCAAGGGUACAUUUUCAGAAAAACAUGUAGAAACACCUGGUGUGGACUUCGUAAUAAAAGGCAUUGCAUUAGAUGAAGAAAAUAUAAAUCUAUACAUAUGGGAUACUUGUGAUGAUGUCAGUCAUAGAGCCCUCGUUGACUUCCAUUGCAGUUCAGCAAUGGGGUAUAUUGUUGUUUAUGAUAUAACAUCAGAAGAAACCUUCGAUGAUAUUGAUGCCAGGAUCAAACACUUGAAAGAGGUAUUCUGAUUACUGUGUUAUGCA